CGCCGGGAAGCGUAGUUCCAGCCGCCCACCGCCGGGCCCGCUCCCACCGCCCGGGAGGGGAAGGGAGGGCACGGAGCGAUCCCAGAACACACCGGGGCCGCCCGCGCCCCAGCCCCGGCCCCGCCCGGCCGCCGAGGGGUGGGGCCCGGUGGCGGCGUGAUGAGGAGGCGGGUGGGGUCGAGGACUGAAUUCCUAUAAAAAAUGCUGGUGACGCAGAUCUGACCUAUGGUAAUACCUUGAAAGAGUAUGAACAUUUCAGCAAACUGCCUCUUCAGUGGUUCCUCGUUAGCAUCUGAAGUGCAUGCUGCUGCCGUUAAUGGAGAUAAGAGUACCCUCCAAAAGCUAAUAGCAGGCAACUCUGAGCUGAAAGAUAAAGAGGACCAGUUUGGAAGAACUCCACUUAUGUACUGUGUAUUGGCUGACAGGCUGGACUGUGCAGAGGCACUGCUGAAGGCUGGAGCUGAUGUUAAUAGAGCUGAUCGUAGCAGAAGAACCGCUCUCCAUCUUGCUGCUCAAAAGGGAAAUUACCGCUUCAUGAAGCUUUUACUGGCUCGUAGAGGGAACUGGAUGCAGAAGGAUUUAGAGGAUAUGACACCAUUACAUUUAACUACACGUCACAAAAGCCCAAAAUGUUUAGCCUUGUUGCUAAAGCAUAUGGCACCUGGAGAAGUGGAUACCCAAGACAGAAACAAGCAAACUGCAUUGCAUUGGAGUGCCUACUACAAUAACCCAGAGCACGUGAAACUUCUCAUAAAACAUGAUUCAAAUAUUGGAAUCCCUGAUAUUGAAGGAAAAAUCCCACUUCACUGGGCAGCAAACAACAAGGACCCUAGUGCAAUUCACACAGUGAAGUGUAUUCUGAUUCAGCAGUGCUUGGUUACAUGAAAACGUUGGGAAGAUGUAAGGAGAAAAGAACAGAAUAAGGUUCCAUUAAUAUGAUGGAAGCAACUGCUUAGUACUCUCUGUCUAUUUUGUAUCUCUUCUCUUUAUUUAUUCUUCAUGGAAGCGGCACCUACAGAAUCUCUGCUUAACUGGCAAGACUAUGAAGGACGAACUCCCCUUCAUUUUGCUGUUGCUGAUGGGAAUGUAGCAGUUGUUGAUGUCCUGACCUCCUACGAAGGCUGCAAUGUGACAUCUUAUGACAACCUGUUUCGAACUCCCCUUCACUGGGCAGCCUUACUAGGUCAUGCACAGAUUGUCCAUCUCUUAUUAGAAAGAAAUAAGUUUGGAACUAUCCCAUCUGAUAGUCAAGGUGCAACACCCCUACAUUAUGCAGCACAGAGCAACUUUGCUGAAACAGUUGAAGUAUUUUUGAAACAUCCUUCUGUAAAAGAUGACUCAGAUCUUGAGGGAAGAACAUCCUUCAUGUGGGCAGCUGGCAAAGGCAGUGAUGAUGUCAUUAGGACUAUGCUGACUUUAAAAUUGGAUAUUGAUAUCAAUAUGACAGACAAAUACGCUGGCACAGCCUUACACGCUGCUGCCCUUUCUGGCCAUGUCAGCACAGUGAAAUUGCUGUUGGAACAUAACGCACAGGUGGAUGCUUUGGAUGUCAUGAAACACACUCCGCUUUUCCGAGCCUGUGAGAUGGGACACAAAGAAGUGAUACAAACACUCAUUAGAGGAGGAGCAAGAGUAGAUUUGGUUGACCAAGAUGGCCAUUCACCCCUUCACUGGGCAGCCCUGGGAGGAAAUGCUGAUGUGUGCCAAAUCUUGAUAGAAAAUAAAAUCAACCCUAACGUGCAGGAUUAUGCAGGUAGAACACCUCUGCAGUGUGCUGCUUAUGGAGGCUACAUUAACUGCAUGGUAGUCUUGCUGGAAAACAACGCAGAUCCAAAUAUUCAGGAUAAAGAGGGAAGAACUGCUUUGCACUGGCUCUGUAACAAUGGUUACCUUGAUGCUAUAAAGCUGCUGCUUGGUUUCGAUGCUUUCCCUAAUCAUAUGGAGAACAGCGAGGAGAGAUAUACUCCACUUGAUUAUGCCUUGCUUGGUGAACACCAUGAAGUGAUUCAGUUCAUGUUAGAACAUGGGGCUCUGUCUAUAGCUGCCAUACAGGACAUUGCUGCUUUCAAAAUUCAAGCUGUCUACAAAGGAUACAAAGUUAGAAAGGCUUUUCAAGAGAGGAAGAAUCUCCUAAUGAAACAUGAACAGCUGAGAAAAGAUGCUGCUGCCAAGAAACGUGAAGAGGAAAGUAAAAGAAAAGAAGCUAAGCUACAGAAAGGGGUACAGACUGUGGAACAAAACAGGCUUCGAGUACAACAGAAUCCUGCAAAUCGAGAGAAGGCUACCAGCAACUCACAGUUACCUAAUAAACCCGUUGAUGCACAGAGUAAGAGAUCUCUGUCCCUCAAUGGUUCGCAAAUUCAGCUAGGGAGAAACGGUAGAGGUUCACCUAAAGCUUGUCACAACAAAGGGACACCAAAGGAGAGUUGCCUGUCAGCCGAGCCUCAGAGUGAAGGUCAUAAAAUCAGGAAAGAUUCACUGAGGAAACACACAAAAAGCAAGUCAAGUUGUGUCCAUUUCCAUUGUGGCAAAGCAAAAGAGGGAACAAAAGUUGAAGAGAAACAUCAGGUCGCAGCUGCUACAGAACUGGAUGGAGAAAAGCACAAGGAGCACACUGUCGACGCAACGGGUGCUAGUGCUCGGAGGAGCAGAAGGCAUAUUACUGCUGCUUGUAGGACUGCGAGUGUUGGGGAAAAGCUAAGAGAUCAAAGUCAGCCUUCACCUGGCAGCAGGGACCGUUGUGAAGGAACGGCUGUGUUCUUCUGCAAUGUCAGCUGUACUGGCGGAGUUGCGAGAAACUCGAAGCAGCGUGGAGCUUCUUCCAAAAGCAAAAGGCAUCAGCAGAAAUCCAGAAAUAAAGAGGUAAAUGAUGAGCGAUGUUCACCAGCUGGCUCUAGUAGGCCAGGAAGUGCCAAAACAGUAUUUGUAAACACCAGAAAUGACAGUGUGCAUGCUGUAGAACAAACUAACAGAGUGGGAAAUAACGAGUUAGCAAAAAAGGCCUCCCCUUUAUUGUCUGCUGAGGCAGAACCUACAGGAACUGUGCCAAGAAACCCAGCAGCGUGUUCUGCUCCUGAUGACAGUUUGAACUUGGAAAAAACAGGCGUAAUUGGAUCCAGGAAUGCAGAUGAUCAAUCAUGUUCUGUCGCAUGGCAAAGUACAAAUAUUGAACUGAUCCCUUUAGAGAUUCGAUUGCAGAUUAUAGAAAAAGAAAGAAAAAGAAAAGAACUGUUUCGAAAGAAGAACUAUGCUGCUACAGUCAUCCAGAGGACAUGGAGAAGUUACCAGCUAAGACAGGAGUUGUUUCAGCUUCUUAGUGCUAAGCGGCAGUGCAAAGAAGAUGAAGACAAAUGGAGACAAGAGACAGCUGCCUUCUUCAUUCAGGUUGCCUGGAAGAAACAGCUGAACCAUAGCCUUCUGAAAUCAGUUCCUUCAUGUAAAAACCUGAAACCUGUAAACAAAACCAGCUCGGCCAUAAAACCCAGCAAGCAGUCCAUCCUGAAGCAGAUAUAUGGCCGUUCUCAGGAAGGCAAAGCCUAUCAGCCAACAAGACCUCCUUCCAAGCUGAAGCUUUCUGAUGUGCAGCUGGUCUCAGUAAACAACCUACAGUGUGUUAAUUUGCUGGAGAACAUGGGGAAGUCAAAGCAAUUUUCAUACAACAUGAGACCAACCACAGCUGCAAAAACAAAAACCACAAGACUCAAGCACUAAGCAAAGCUGAAUGUUUGGAUUUAAAAAGCAUGUUCUGGUACGACCAUUACCUUUCAUCAUGUGCAAGUCAUCCACAACGUAUUAAACCUGAACAUACUUGCCAUUUUGUAUUAUGCCAGCAUUACAGGCCACACAGACUUCUAAGGAGUUGGACUCAUUUUGAGUAUUAAUCAGUUUUUAAGUGCAACUGUUAAUUUAUUUACUGACAGGAUGAAAUCCGAAUUGCAUUUGGAAACCGAAACUGAAGCGCUGAGCGCAGCCCUACAGCAGAAGUGCAGGGGCUUCCAAAGUUUUCUGUUGUCAAAAGUAAUUUUGAAUGUGUUCAUCAAACCCAGUUUCAGAGGAGAGGGAAACCGUACUGAAGAUGCAACAGUUCUGAAAGACAGGCACAGAAGAACAGCCUUCACUCUCCCCUUUGGUACUAAAGACACAGUCAUUUCUCAGCUAGCUAUGGAUUUGGAAGGAAGAGUAGAGAUGUUGACAAAAAACUCAGUAAAUAAAUGGCUUUCCACUGCCUAUGGAAAUUGUUAGGGUCAUGUUUUCCAUCAUUGAGAUUAUCACCAAUUUUUUCCAUAACUGUUUUUAUACCUGCACAGAAAGAAUUUUUAUGGAAAGCAAGAAAAGAUGGGACCUCUUCUAGAAGAAAACUUGUUCUUAUAAUAGCUUUGGAGCUGCCAGCAUACAGUAUUUACCUUGCACAAAGUGUUUAAAAAUAAGAGCUGAGCACAAAUAAAAUGAUGUUACUCUAGUUUCUAUGUAAA
Messenger RNA from Strigops habroptila (Kakapo), 4472 nucleotides. It is a transcript of the gene INVS, whose product is annotated as inversin. NCBI's taxonomy places the organism in Eukaryota, Metazoa, Chordata, Aves, Psittaciformes, Psittacidae. The coding region runs from base 1000 to 3711 and encodes 903 amino acids. Gene Ontology annotation, cellular component: ciliary inversin compartment. The transcript has 18 exons. Gene Ontology annotation, molecular function: protein binding. Gene Ontology annotation, biological process: protein localization to ciliary inversin compartment. The record is from RefSeq and is a predicted model, not a curated record.